This is a messenger RNA of Stylophora pistillata, 2354 nucleotides long. RefSeq lists its product as uncharacterized. NCBI's taxonomy places the organism in Eukaryota, Metazoa, Cnidaria, Anthozoa, Scleractinia, Pocilloporidae. The record is from RefSeq and is a predicted model, not a curated record.
AUGGAGAAUUCUUCAGCUCAAGCGGAGAAAAAGAAAUAUAACAAUGCCGUCAAUAAUUUGGAUGAUUUUGAGAUAAAUUUCUUUGAUGAUGAUUCGGAUGGAGAACAAGAAGAGGACGAUAGAGCGUUAAAUUCAAAGAAAGAUCUCCCAGACACUGCUUCCGUAACGUCGAAUUCUUUACUAAGAGCUACCAUCUGUGAACUGGAGCGAGCGUUGACGGACACGAGAAGGCUUCUGUUAGUACGAGAUAAAGAAAGCGCCACUUUACGGCAAGAACUGGAAAAAGCUCGCAAAGAUCUCCACAGAGAGCAACAAGUAAGAAAAAAACUUGAACGAGAGAGCGAGUCGAAGGAGGAGAAGCGCCGUAAGGAUGAAAACGAGAAAUCAAAAUUAGCAGAGGAGAUCAAAGAACUAAAAGAAAAGCUUCGAGAAUUUGAAAAUCCGCAGCAAGGAAGCGACCCAGAGGAGAUUGUACCUUGUUGUUCUUCUAUGCAUGAGUUAGUUGAGUUGCAGCGUAAAUUGAAAGAAACGGAAAAGCAAUUAACCGAUUUUAAGGCAAACAACCAGUUCCUGAACAGCGAGCAGAAAAUUUUGGCCACGAUGCCACAGUUUCCGAACAAAAGUGCAUCACCAAAGAACCAUAAACAGACUCAAAGAGAAAUGCAGACGCAGCUAAAAUUGAAAUUUCUACGUGAUGCUUUCUUCUACUAUAUGAUCGACUUCCACGCAGAUGAACAGAUGAGGGCCAUUUUAGCAAUUCUAGAUUACGAAGACAGAAGACACGAAAUCAUCAUUGAAUCGCACAAAAUGAAGAGACAGGGGAAAAAGUUCACUGUGACUGAGGUUUCUAGUAGAUCACUGACAUUUGUGCAAGAAGAGAAACUUUGAGAAGACUAUGUCGCUAUUUUGUACACGUUAAAGUCAAAGGCGUUUCUGCAGGAUUAGCGAUUCAAAUGGUCGACUGUGGAAUUAAAUAAAAAGCGAAGAAGUAAGAAUAAAUCAAAUAAGAGCCAGCAUGAAUGAAAACAUGGUCAAUAUUGACACGAAUUGCAGAUAGGAGCUUGAGUCAAAUUUUUGUGCUGUGAAGACUAUUUUCAGCUUGAAAGGGACCAUAAAUAUUCGUUUGAUAAAACAGGAAAUAAUACAGGGACAAAAAUGAACUACAAAUUCAUAAAGAUGGCUCAGGAUAGACAAGAUUGAAGCAGAUUGUAAAGUUUGUCUGCAAGAAAGAGAACCACAAGAGGGGUAAUUUUUAUAAAAAAUUUUUUUCAGGUUGCACUCAAUGUUACAUAGAUCUUCAAUUAGUUGCCUACAACUAGCUUUAACCAUGUAACUUAUAGGAAUGUCUUAACAUGUAAAUUCUCCCAAAAAAACUUUAGAAAUUAUGAUGCAAGUAGGUGAUGAGAAAAAAAAAAACUAGCAGCUAGAGAGGUAAUAUCUUGAUCCACCUCCAAAUUCUCACCUUGAUUUCAAAGGAAAAGUAGGAAAGCAACAAGGGAGAAUUACUAAUCAGAUCAUGGGAGCUACAGAGUUAAAACAGAUACACUUGUUUCUGAGGACAAUUUCACUGGACUUUAUUCUCUUGAUAUGUUUAUCUGCCUAUGCUUGGAGAUGACUAACUCCUCUGCAAGAAAUGAUGGAUUUGUAACUUCUCCUGAUAAUAUCUAAACAUUAUCCAGCAAACAGGCAAUGAAAAUACUCAGACUUUACAGGUGACAAGGCUGUAGUCUAGCAGCACCCGGUGGCCCGGGCACCUUACUUUUGCUGUUGGGUGACUCAGGAAUUUUAGUUUUUUCAUAAAAAGCAUGUGCUGGGCACCGUAGUGUUCACAGUUUCAGGGCACUGGGCUCCAUUCAAUCUUCCUUAGAGCACAGCCUUGGGUAGGGGUUUACAUCUUGAUCUAACACCAAAUUCUUAUAAUUUUACUGAGAAACAUAUAGCAGCUAAAGGGAAGAAUUAAUUUUUUUUUUUUUUUUAGACUGUUUAUUGACUCAUUCCAGCAAUAUACAAAAUGGCUGAAUUACAGAGCUAUUCACAAAAAAUAUAAUACUAAAAUAUAAUAUAAUAAAUCCAAUAAUACUAGAAGGCAUAAUUAUACAAGCCACUAGGUAUACUUGUGCACGACGAACUCUUGCAUGCGCUUGGUCCUACAAGUAGGACGCAUGGAGCGGCUAAUGCCAGAUCUAAGAUUAUAAUUAUGCACAACCUCUUCCUGUUUAGGGAGGAUAAAAUGUAAGGGGUGAGUUGCAUUCCGGACUCUAUCAAUAUAAACCUGCCACGUUGAUAUUGAUAAUUAUUAUAUGGCUGUGUCUCACAAGGACUGGGAACUACAGAAUUCACCAAUUUGAUUGGCU